GCAGAGCAACAGGUUGGAGAAGUUGAAGUCUCUGCAAAUAGAUUUGAAUGUUUAGUUUUAGUUUUUAGUUUUAGUUUAGAGUCUGGAAGCGAGAAGAUAUGAGCUCAUGCAAGUUUGCUUAAUGGGCAAAAACAUUGUGGUUGAAUUCCGUGUGAAAUUUGUAUAUAUAUAUUUUUUUUUUUUAGUUUUUGAUCAAGUAGAGCAUCCUCAAGCUUCCAGGUGACUAUUAAAUGAUCAGAAGUUACUUCAACUCACUUCUGGCGACUGUGAAGUUUGAAGAUUCUGAAAUUAACAUUAAGCAGUCAAUUUUGAUCAAACAGGGAUUUUUUCUUCAGUGAAGCAUCACCACCAGGUUUAGAAACUGUCCAGAAGUUUGUAACACUUCGGGUCGUCAAGAUGUUUCCCGUGGCUCUCCUCGCAGCGCUCAGCGUUUUUACGCAUCUGGACACUUUUACGCACGGGUGCCAGCUCCCCUCCGAGUGGCGGCCGCUGAGCGAGGGCUGUCGGGCGGAGCUGGCGGAGAUCAUCGUGUACGCCCGGGUCCUGGCGAUCCACCGGGAGCCCAUGGCCGGCGGGGCGGGCAGCCUGUACAACUCGCUGCCCUUUGGGUUCGGGUACGGGUACGAGGGCGCGGAGGAAGGGCUGCUGUACUCUGCGGAGGUGGAGCUGCUGUGCGACCAGGCGUGGGGCAGCAUGCUGGAAGUGCCAACUGGAUCAAGGCUCAACCUGACCGGACUGGGAUACCUGUCCUGCCAGUCCCACACCGUGAUGGAGAAUUACUCCUACUUCUUCUUCCUAAGGAUGGACGACAACUACAACAUCCUCCCACACGGCGUCAACUUCCAGGACGCCAUCUUCCCCGACACGUCUGACAACAGGCGCACCUUCUCCAGCCUCUUCCAGUUCUCCAACUGCACCCAAGGGAGCCAGCCUUUCCACACCUUCAGCCCUGAGUGGGACACCCAAGAGGACAGCAGGCUACUGUGCUCCUCGGUGCAGGCCGCGCUAUUCGAGGAGGAGGAGCGAGGCCGCAAGAUGCAGGAGCGCUUGGCCGCGGCGGAAAGGAGAAACCGGCAGCUGAAAGAGCGCAUUCGGAAGGUGAAGCGCUCCUUGAGGAACGCCCGCAAGGCUGCGCGCAAAGCCGAGCAGGAGGCGCAGGAGCUGCAAGAGAAGCUGAAGGCUGCGGAGCGGAGGGUGGGGCAUCACCUCAACGCCAUAACACAGGAGGAGCCUCCACCGGGGCGUUACUCAAGCACGACGAUACGCAAGAGAAUGCAACUUUAACUAAUCCUUCCCACCCCGUCUGCCACCCGACAGGACUGAAAGCUGGCCGUGGAGAGCGAGAGACUGCUGGAUGGUCUCUAUGUAAAGGGACAAAUAAAAAGCAACAUAUGCAUAAACACAAUUUUAAAGUUAUAAUCUACAUAGACUUUCUGUACAUAAACUAGCCCUUUCUUUUGUAUCUCUGAUUGCUAUAAAACAAGAGUGAAGGUCAGGACCAUUCCUGGUCAACUGACAAAAGAGCAAGAAGAUUCCUGAAAGAGAAUCAAACAUUUAUUUUCUCCAUGAUUACUCUCGCAGGUGGAGCAGAGCUGUAGCUCUGCUGCCUCCUACAACUGGAUUCACUUCCUGCUCAGCUGCUUCUCAGGCUGCGAUCACAUAGAAAGUGUUUUUGCUCCAACACAAAGAGAAGCUCUUAGUGACAAUAGUAACAGUAGCAGCAGGAGCUUAUCAGAGUGCUGGUUCUCUCAACCUGGAGGAAAAGUGGUUCAUGUUUUAAAACAAUAAAUGACAAAAGAAAGUCAUGUUUUAUGUCAGUUUAUGCUGGAGCGAGACAACAAGAUGUAAGAGUUUAGUUAAAGGGGCACUCCACCUAUUGUACAUUUCAAUCAGUUUGCAAGUCAGAUGGAGCUUGUGAAAGCAGGCCGAUAAUAUCUUUAAUGGCUCUGGUGUCAAGUCUUAAAAUAACAUGAUGUCAUUAGGGUUAUUUUGGUUUUAACAGAAAUCCUCAUAACAUAAAGUGUUACACAUUUGGCACAUGAAGUUUAAAAGAGAUCAGUAUUUACAAAGUAGGGUCAGGUAGGAGGGUCUAAUGGAAAACAGCGUUGAAUUGCAGAAUUGCAUUAUGGAAAGUGUGGGAUCCAGAGUUUAAAAGUCAGGAUAUUUCUGCCUCUGUUGCAUCAAUUUUGACUUAACCCCCCAGACUAUUGGGGCUUCCAAAUUAUGAGCUGUUGAAACAAUGGUAUGACAUGCUGGGCAGUUGGUGUACAAUGGGUUUAUUGGAGUAUUUUUUAAUUACAGAAAACAGCUGCGUACUGCCAAAUGGAAACAAUGCUGACAAAAGCGAUUAGAUUAAAUUAAUACAUUUAGGCUGAAAGACCAAAACAGUGAGCUGAAAGAUGCUAAAAUACUCUGCAGAGCUGAGAAAACUACAGAUUUGAGUGAGAAUUCUUUGUGGGUUUUUCACUAUAAGCAUCCCUUUUCACGAUGCACAUACUAAUUUGACCCAUUGUUAAUACAGUAAAAUGAAUCAUAACAGCAGCUAUAAAUAACUGGAAGACAUUUUAGCCUCAUAGCUUAUUCGUUUUUUGCAACACAUAUUUUAGGACGAUCUGCAGCAACCAAACAGUUAACCAAAGAAAACACACAUUCCAAAAAGCUAUCUAUGUCAUCAUGGCCUGGUGAAGCAAUGAUAAGAAACAUUAAAUAUAAUUUUAAUGUUGUGAGUUUAUCUUUGAGCAGAGAGAUGUGUAUCUGAGAAUGAGAAGUCUGGGAUGUUUGAGACUGUUCAUUUAUUAUUAAGUCGAGCUUUUUAAAGUCUGGAACAUCAGCCUGUAUACGUGGAUAUUUUUGUACGAAUGUUUUUCUGCAUAUAAAAUUGAA
This is a messenger RNA of Plectropomus leopardus (leopard coralgrouper), 2883 nucleotides long. It is a transcript of the gene ccdc3a, whose product is annotated as coiled-coil domain containing 3a. Gene Ontology annotation, cellular component: extracellular region. Lineage: Eukaryota; Metazoa; Chordata; Actinopteri; Perciformes; Serranidae. Gene Ontology annotation, biological process: negative regulation of gene expression. The record is from RefSeq and is a predicted model, not a curated record.